Molecule: messenger RNA, 2669 nt
Organism: Cercocebus atys (sooty mangabey)
Lineage: Eukaryota; Metazoa; Chordata; Mammalia; Primates; Cercopithecidae
Product: golgin subfamily A member 8A-like
Exons: 12
Biological process (GO): Golgi organization; spindle assembly
Cellular component (GO): Golgi cis cisterna; cis-Golgi network; Golgi apparatus
Molecular function (GO): protein binding
Source: RefSeq, a predicted model, not a curated record
CAGCCUGGGAGACAGAGCAAGACUCUGUCUCACAAAAAGCAAAAAAAAAACCGAAUUCUGGGUUUGAAUCCUGCCUUGCCGUCUGCUAGGGAUAUGAUUUAGGGCAAGCUGCUUGAGCUUUUCAGGCCUCUCUUUUUACAUCUGUAUAAUAGAGGUUCUAUUGUUUGACUUCCAUUUGUGAGGUUUAAAUGAGAUUUGUUAUUGUUGUUUUUAUGUUAAUCCCUAGUACAUGGCCUGCUGUAAACACUCAGCGCACCCAGGAUAUGGUCAUUGCUCUUUGAUUUUCCUCAUCCCCAGUCUCAAGGGGAAGCCAGGACAAUGAGAACAGCCACUUGCCAUCAGGAGUCAGUGAUUUCAGGCCCCAGGGUGGAAUGGUGGGGAAAUAACCAUGAGAGAAGUUGGCACGAAGUAGUUAUGGGACAAAGGGUCCAAGAGAGACAGAAAAGAAAAUGUUGCCAGUUGAUGUGAAUGAAAGGAAGUCAGAGGGCUUAGACACUGAGGGGAACAGAAUAUGUCCAUGUGUACUCUCUUGUAGUCAGCAACAGGUAUCCACGGGGCGGGCCCUAUGUCAUCUGCUUCCCUGAAGGAUCUGGAGGUAGGAGGCUCUGGGUGGAGGUGCAGUGACCAGGCAGGCCAGCCCUCCAACCUCCUUCCGCAGCAGGGACUCGGUGCCCCUCUGCUAGCUGAGACAGCCUACACACACCCCAGCCCUAAUGAUUGUUCUCUCUACCUCUCCCCCAACUCCUCCUCCACCUCCUCCUCUCUGCAUGCACCUCAGAACCUGUGCCAAGAACAAGCAGUAGUCCUUGACUCAAGGUCCGUCAAAAUCAGUCGACUGAAUAACACCAUCAAAUCUUUGAAACAACAGAAGAAACAAGUGGAACAUCAGCUGGAAGAAGAAAAGAAGGCAAACAAUGAGAAACAGAAAGCCGAAAGGGAGCUAGAGGCUCAAAUCCAGAGAUUGAACAUACAGAAAAGGAAACUAACUAUAGACCUGUAUCAUACGAAACGCUCUCUCAUGUACUUUGAAGAAGAGUCGAAGGAUCUGGCUGCCCGCCUGCAACGUUCAUCGCAGCGUACGGAAGAGUUAGAGCGGGCUCUGUCUGCUGUCGCCGCCACACAGAAGAAGAAGAAGGCGGACAGGUCCUUGAACCGCAGUAAAACACUUCUCAAGAUGCAGUUAGAGCAGUCCUUACAGGAGCGGGCACUGCUGAAAGUGCACGUGACACAGAUGAAGGAGUCACUUAAACAAGUCCAGCUAGAGAGAGAUGAAUAUGCUGAACAUAUAAAAGCAGAGAGGGCCCAGUGGCAGGAGAAGAUGAGGAAAAUGUCACAGGAGGUUUGCACCUUGAAGAAGGAGAAGCAGCAUGAUAUGCAUCGGGUGGAGAAGCUGGAGAGGAGCUUGUCCCAACUCAAAAACCAGAGGUCUGAACCUCUGCACCCGGAGCCCCUAGCAGUGCCCUCUGAGGUGGAGCUGCAGCACCUGAGGAAGGAACUAGAGAGAGUGUCAGCAGAGCUCCAGGCCCAGGUGGAAAACCAUCAGCACUUAAGUCUCCUGAACCAGGCACAAAAGGAGAGGCUUCGGAGGCAGGAGGAGAGGCUUCAGGAGCAGCAAGAGAGGCUUCGAAAGCAGGAGGAGAGAAUUCAGCAGCUAGCCGAGCCACAGAGUGGCGUUGAGGAGCUGAACAACGAGAACAAGAGCGCACUGCACUUGGAGCAGCAAGUCGAAGAGCUGUAGGAGAAGCUGCGUGAGGUGGAGACAGUAACCUCGACCCAGAAGGAGCCAGAGGCAGCGGUCCCAGCCCCAGGGACUGGGGGCGAGUCUGUGAGUGAGGAGACCCCCUGGGCCCUGCAGGAAGUCAUGGAGAAGCUGGAGAGCGGCCUUAUGGAUCUCCUGGAGGAGAAGGCGGACCUGAGGGAGCAUGUGGAGAAACUAGAACUGCUAUUCGUCCAGUACUGGAGGGAGAGAUGCCCAUCCAGUGAGUGGAGGCCAGGCCCUCAUGCAGGGCGGGCAGGCGGGAGCAGGGGGUUUGCACUGUGCUCAGAUCCCCGCCUCCCUCUCUCCAAAGAUCUUUAUGAGGUGAGCCUCACCGACAGCGCCCAGCCUGCGCAAGGAGAGGCUAAGAAGGGGUCUCCCCAGGACAACCCUACUGCACAGCCCAUCAUGCAGGACCACCAGGAGCACCCAGGCUUGGGCAGCAACCGCUCUGUGCCAUUCUUUUGCUGGGCUUGGCUGCGGAGAAGAAGGAGAUAAAUAUCACCAUCAUCAAAGAGUUGAUCGAGAAAUUUUUUAAAAAGAAACAAAGUUAUAGGGUUAAUCUCCUACACAAUUCAUUUACUUCAUUCGAAUAUUAGAGCUAUUCAUGUUUAUUUGUGUUUCUAAUUUAUAGUUUAAGUUUAUUUGUAAAAAGUUAAAGGAGAGUGGGUCUCUGUGGCCUUCACUGAGGUUCACUCUGGCAUCCUUUAGCAUUUUUCGUUUUUAAUUUCAUAAUUGUAGGUCAUUAGCAUGCAUAUCGAGUUUGCCCUUACAUGGUGGGAGUUCAAACACCCAAAGACCCACUGUUUGCACAAAACUGUUCUCGCUGGUUUGGAAUAGGCUGCCAUGCUUUUUUAAUGUUAUUGCAGCAUGUAUGUUUAUUACAGAAUUCCGAUAAAAUUUGCUUAUGUUC